This is a messenger RNA of Plasmodium fragile, 3927 nucleotides long. RefSeq lists its product as uncharacterized. Gene Ontology annotation, molecular function: protein binding. Lineage: Eukaryota; Apicomplexa; Aconoidasida; Haemosporida; Plasmodiidae. The record is from RefSeq and is a predicted model, not a curated record. The coding region runs from base 1 to 3927 and encodes 1308 amino acids. The transcript has 2 exons.
AUGAAAACGUCAACGUCGAACAGUUUUGCGGACGCGAACGCGGACACCAGUGGAAAUUGCAGCGGGAACAAGUGUAGUGCCUCUGAAACUACCUUUACAAAUGCGGCAUCCGUAAUAUGGAUAGAAAAGGAAAAAUUAGAUUCCAUUAUUCACAUCCCCCUGUAUUCAGAUCUGUCAAAGUACGUCUCCGAUUUGAGCAGACACCCGUUGAAGCAGAAGAACGAGGAGGAACGAGGAGCAAUGCUCUCCAAGAUUUUCCUACUCUUUGAUGACAACAGCUGCAACAUUGCCGUUGACAUAUCGGCUCUAUACGAGUCCGACAACAACAAAAUCCCCCUUCUCAUCUACGAACGCUACUACUUCUGGAGCCUCCACUUCUUAUUUGAAAAGUCAAAAAUAAAAACACAGAAAUUAAACAUCUGCUCAGACAUAAAUGGAAGAUACCAAAUUAACAAACUUAACGAAUAUGAUGACGACGUCUACAUGUACACGUCCAUCUAUAACUGUGCAUAUAAUCGAAAUGACGAUGAGAAGAACGUUAGGGUUACCAGUUACUCUAAGCUAGGCACGGACACUUACAAGGACGUGAACAGAGAAUUGACCAUAUAUAACAAGGACUACAUAAAAUAUUUGUACCUUAAUGAUCUUAAGAAUAACGUCAUGAAGGAGAACCAAUCAAAAGGUGGGGGUGAUGGAUCUGCUGGUGGAAAUUCCUUCGAAGCGUUUAAGGGGAGAAUCUCGAGUGGGCAUCCCCUUUUCGAAAAAGGCCUCUACUCCAAAAACGAAAUAAAAUGGUACCGCUUGAAUAUAAAAAUUGAGAGCGUGGAGAAAAAGAAGAAAAACAAAAACCAGUACCUCAGCAAAGGUAAAGGAUUCCCCCUGAGCAGCCAUCUCCUCACUUUCAACAGCUACAACAGCAACAACAGCAAUCGCAACCAUCGCAACAGUAGUGGGAACAGAAAUGUAGACAUCUACCAAAACAGUAAUAGAGUCUUCUCCUGUGAGCGGAGGAGCCUGAUCAAUCCCCACAGUUUUAAAAAAGAAAUGUGUGACCCCACCUUUGACUCAAAUCUCGUGGACAGCAUUAGCCACUUGUCUCUUAUAGACAACGAGGCUACCAGGAAAAAUAUUCACAAUUUAAUGAAGGUACAAAAGAGGUCCUUUUUUAUGUUAGAUCAAGAAAAUGAUAAAAAUGUAUUGGACAUCUCAAACGAUGAAUUCUUGCUGCUGUCCUCAAAUAGAAGGAGCGAAUCUGUCUUAGAUUCCAAUAAGAGGGAGAGCUUAGCUAGCUCUGACAAUCAAACAGGGAAGAGGCGUAAAAGGAUGAACUGGUUCUAUUACAAAAGCAGCAGCAACGAAACGAAUUGCGGCCUUGAUGACGACGAUAGAAGUACAUCUAGGGGCAAUUCGGUCUGCGCGAUGGACCAUGCAGAGUCCUACGUAGAGAAUAAACGGAAAAAGAAAGAGGAGGCUCUGGGCUGUGUACGUGACAGUGGAGACAACAAUGGGGGCGACAAGGGGGAUGGCCCCUGCGGAAGUUUCGUCAUCUCCGACGCCGCGUUCACUGCUAGCAGAAAUCGGGUUACAAAGAUGAAGAAUGUCUAUUCGCCCAACGGAAGGCAGCCGCCGGGUGGCCACGCGCAAUCAGGUGCAGAGGAAGUCGCAGAGGACAACAUCAUCAAUUCGUGCAUACCAGCGGAGAGCAAGGCGUACGUGCGAACAGUCAACGCAGGAGACUCAGACACAGAAUUCCACAGCUUCGACGUUGAGGAAGAGGUGGAUGGCAUGGCGAGCGCUCCAGUAAUAGUAGUAGACCCCUCAGAAAAAAAACAAGAGAAGGAGGAAACACAAAUAAAAACUAAUGCACUGUUCAUUCAUGACAAAAAGACCCUUAGAACCCUAAACCAGAACACAAAGGUGUACCAAGAAAAUGUAGAAAAAUACUACUCUCAAUUUAAGAAUAUAAUAUCAGAACCGUUUGAUCAAAAAGAAGGAAUAGAAAAAAUAAAAAGGAGAAAGGAUCACAACAGAGAAACACAAACGAUGUAUAUAAAUAAAAUUUUAAAAAGUAUUUUGAACAAAGAGAAGUCGCAUUUGAAUUCUCUGUCUAAGAACUUUAAACGAAUUGAAGGAUUCUAUAAACAAAAUUACAAAAUAUAUAUCAUCGAAAGCAAGGAUGACCUAAAUGACAAGAAAAAUAUUUUUAAGAGCGACGAUCAUGCAUACGAUUUGUCUAUCCCUCCAUGUGACGAGAUGAGUCACGAGGUGAGUGAACACCUGAACAUAUUGAACCAGUUUAAAAUAUACCUGCGCAGGUGCAACGGGGAAUAUCUCCCGAGGAAAUAUCAAACGCGCAUCACCACAGAUGUUAGGAAGCCAAUAGGCGCAGGAAAAAACCAAGUCAACUUUCAGGCAAAUGUUAGUUGCACGCACAAAAAGGAAACCGAACAAAGGGCUACUUCAAUGAAGAACAGUUUAACAAAAAUGAUUCCAAAGGGGGGACAACGAGGGGACGUCGCCGUAGAAGCAGCAGCAGAACCAGAAGAAACCUCCACCAAUUCAUCACAAAGGGAAACCAUGACGACACACCUCACAACCCAUAACCCAUCCGACAAUGGAAUCAUAUUUUAUGCAUACAAUAAAAAAAAUCCAACUAGCGUAAAAGAGAUAAAGGAAGGAGAUUCACUCUACAUAAAAUUUGAUGACAACUCAUAUGAUGACUAUGAUAAAAUUAGGGUACUAAAAAAGGACGACCUGCUUCAAAUGCUUAUUUGCCUAAUGAGGAACCCAGAGUAUCUGAAGCUGUCCAACAUAUCUACCUAUUCUCCUGACCUCCUCUGGAACCUUUCCGUGCACUUCAAAAAUGACCCCUACGAUAUGGAGUUGCAUCUGGACAAAAUGUACACCCACUUUUGUAGACGCUAUGACAUAACCUUCCUCGAUGGGAACCCCACCUUUGAUAUCCAGCUAGGGUUUGCGCCCUUGGUGGAGCGACUGGGUCAUGCCAAGUUCGAUUCGCAGCUGGGUCAUCAGCAGGGUGACCGAGCGGAUUUCCAACCGGAUUGCUCCACUGAGUGCUCAUCCGAUAGCCUCUCCGAGUGCUCCUCCGAGGAGGUGUACGAAUCAGGCGCAAAGACAGCAACGGGGAUGCGACGAUUCAAAAGUACAAAGAAAGUCAAGAAAGAAAACCUCAAAGAAAUAGAAACCAUGAAGCUGAAAGACUACGUAUCCUUCAUGGAUAAAUUUCUACAAAAUGUGAAUGCUGCCAAGCUAAAAAGACUUAAGAGCAUACAAACAGAGAACUACAAAAAGUAUGAGUAUGAUCGAACCAUAAACAAACUGAAUAAGCAGAAGCUGCUUGAAUUAUUUGUUGACAAAAAAAAUGAAAUAAAUACUAUUCCUCUUUCCUUUUUAAAAGAACAAAGUAGAAAUAUCAUAUAUGCGGAAAACCUUAAAAUGAACAUGUUCGCAUGUAUCAACAUAAUAUUUGAUGAUGUUAAGGGGAGAUGUAUUUACGCAGCUAGCGAUUUGAACAAAUUUGAUUUUGUCUUUGAAUAUGUUGGAGAGUUACUCACACAUAAGGAGGCAAUGGAACGCGAACGGAAAUAUAAUAGAAAUAAAAAGAAGGGAUGUUAUAUGUUUUACUUUAAGCAUGAAAAUAAAAGGUACUGUAUUGACGGCACCGAGGAAAAUAUCGAUGCGGCUAUCAAUAACAAAGACAAAAAAUACUUCCUGAGAUCCUUUGCUAGACUUGUUAAUCACUCCAAGAAAAAUGCCAACCUCAUUCCCAAGGUACUCACCGUUGCCAGCCGCCCUCGACUCUUCUUCGUCGCCGCCCGCAACAUCAAGGAGGGCGAGGAGCUCCUCAUCGACUACGGCGAGCGCGAUCGCGAGAUCAUCAAAAAUAACGAGUGGCUCAAGGGCUGA